Molecule: messenger RNA, 1068 nt
Organism: Saprolegnia parasitica CBS 223.65
Lineage: Eukaryota; Oomycota; Saprolegniomycetes; Saprolegniales; Saprolegniaceae
Exons: 2
Coding region: 1-1068 (355 amino acids)
Biological process (GO): lipopolysaccharide biosynthetic process
Cellular component (GO): membrane
Molecular function (GO): acyltransferase activity, transferring groups other than amino-acyl groups
Source: RefSeq, a predicted model, not a curated record
AUGGAGACCGACCCUUUUCUGCCGAGAGGUCCUCUCUCAAACCAAGUCCAAGCCGACGAAGCGUGUGACCACCAACUAUCGCCGCCGUGUGGGUAUCGACCCGACAUUGACGGUCUCCGCGCGCUCGCGAUCGUGUCCGUCCUCGUCUUCCACGCGUACCCGUCGCUCCUCCCCGGCGGCUUCACCGGCAUCAACAUCUUCUUUGUCAUCUCUGGCUUUCUCGUCUCGGACGUCCUCUUCAAGCAGCACGAAGAGUGCAACUUUACGUACGCGAGCUUCUACGAGCGCCGCGUCCGCCGCGUCGCGCCGACGCUCAUCAUUGUUCUAUUGACGACGCUAUGCCUUGGGUCAAUCUUUCUAAAGGGUGCCUUUCUCAAGCACACGGCCGCGACAUUGUUGACCACCAACGUGCAAGUGCUCUCGCUUGAGAGGGCGUACUCCAAGUACGGCAGCAACCCGGUGCUGCAUCUCUGGUCGCUUGGUGUCGGGGGGCUCUUUUACAUUUUCUGGCCAUUCUUUUACGUCUUCGUCAUGAAGCAGCCGUACAAGCGCGCUGUCCAGCUCCAGAUCGCAUUCUCGGCGCUCAGCUUCGUCAUCAACAUCAUUGCGUCCGUCGGAAACCACGACAACAAGACGGUGCUCUACUUGCCGCUGGGUCGUUUCUGGCAACUGUCCAUGGGCGGCCUCCUCUCUGCCUUUCCCGGCGUUUGGGCACUUCUUCCUACCGUCGGCGCGACCUUGCUCAUUGCCGCGGGGCCCCAAGCGCCGUUCAACCACUACGUUCUGAGCAACGACGUGCUUGUGGACAUUGGCAAGAUCAGCUAUGGCGUCUACCUCUGGCACUGGCCACUCCUUAUCAUUUCCAACCGCCAAUACCCGCCAACGUUGAGCCGUCCGUUCACCAUGGAGCCGUGGUGCAUGCUUCAGGUUUCAGUCGCCUUGAGCAUCAUCACGUACGAGUUGGUUGAACAACCACUGCGCUGGGGCAAGCCCAAGUGGAUCACACCCGCGCUCGUGCUUUGCGUGCUGGGGCUUGUCGCGCUUGCGGCGACUUUGCGCAUGUUGUGA